This is a messenger RNA of Lactuca virosa, 2783 nucleotides long. The record is from the annotation of a GenBank genome assembly. NCBI's taxonomy places the organism in Eukaryota, Viridiplantae, Streptophyta, Magnoliopsida, Asterales, Asteraceae.
AUGAAAAUUUCUGUAGCGAAUCAUGUUGUGUUAGUGUUAGCUUUGACGAUGAUGUUGAUAGUGAAUGGUGAAAAACAAGGGAGGCAAGAAAUAGGAGUAGGGGCGAUUCUUGAUAUGAAUUCCAGCCUCGGAAAGAGCAUCCGAAUCAGCAUGUUGAUGGCCAUUGAAGAUUCUCAUGGAGACACUAACAACUCCACCAUUAUUGUCCCUCACUUUUGGGAUUCCAAAAACGAUAACAUAGAUGCUGCCUCAGCUGCCAUAGACCUUCUGAAAAAUACUCAAGUUACAGCAAUUGUUGGACCCCAACAAUCGUCACAGGCACAGUUUGUACUUGAUAUUGCACAAAGAUCGAAGGUUCCCAUCAUAUCUCCAGUAACCAACCCUGAUAUCUCUCCAAUCCGAAACCCCUACUUCAUCCGCAUAGCACAAGCUUCCUCAACACAAGCACAACCCAUUGCAGCUGUAGUCAAAUCCUUCGACUGGAAGAAAGUGGUGUUUGUCUACGAAGAUACUGAUUUUGGAAGAGAACCCAUUCCCUAUUUAUCAGAUGCCAUGGUAAACAUUGGCACUGAGGUUAUGUUCCGCACCCUUUUGUCUCCAUCCUCAUCGGAUGAUGAGAUUCUGCUACAACUUUACAAAUUAAAGACCAUGCAAACUAGGGUUUUUGUGGUACACAUGUUACCGGAUCUCGCUUCACGUUUCUUUAAGAAAGCAGACGAAGCUGGAAUGAUGGCUCAAGGAUAUGCAUGGAUAAUCACUGAUGUUCUCACUUGUUUCUUGCAUCAUGUGGAACCCCUUGCUUUACAUUCUAUGCAGGGUGUACUAGGUGUGAAGCCCUAUAUACCACAAACCAACCAGCUAACCAACUUUGAGAGAAGAUGGAAGAGGAGGUUCCAUAAAGAAUACCCUGACACUGAUCAUAGAGUUGAGCUUGAUAUGUUUGGGAUAUGGACUUAUGACUCUAUUAUUGGACUUGCUACAGCGUUAAAGAGAGUUGACACCGAAUUAAGCACUACCUUCAAGCGACCAAGGAAUGCCUCGACAGACUUGGAUGCCAUUGGAACCUCAGAAAUGGGACCGAAGUUCCUUUCAAUGAUCAGAGAUAUGAGGCAUAGAGGGGUGAGUGGCGAUUUCCAGGUGGUCAAUGGACAACUACAAAUACCGGCAUACCAUAUAGUGAAUGUGAUCGGGAAUAAGGGGGAGAAACAAAUUGGAUUUUGGAGUUCAAGAAAUGGAAUAUCAAAUCGAAUAAUCAACAAUGGAAGUACAGAUUAUACGACUAACAAAGAUAACUUAGGAGCCAUCAUAUGGCCUGGAGAUACUUCAGAAUUCCCUAAAGGCGUAUUGGGAAUCCCAACAGGUGGCGACAUCUUUUUAAGAGUGGGAGUUCCAGCAAACGGUGGGUUCGUUGAGUUUAUUGAAGCCGAAAUCGAUCCUAACACCCAGGAGGUUAAAGCGAGUGGAUUUGUCAUAGAUGUCUUCAAAGCUGUCAUAGAUGCAUUGCCAUACACUGUACACUACAACCUCACUCCAUACGAUGCUCCUGACUACAAUGAUCUUCUUCAUCAAAUUGUCCUUGGUAAUUUCGAUAUGGUGGUUGCAGACGUCACCAUCAAGUGGAACAGAUCACGGACUGUUGAUUUCACUCUCGCAUACUCAGAGUCUGGGGUAUCGAUGCUCGUUCCAGCUAAGGUUGAUGAUGGUAAAAACAUUUGGAUUUUCAUGAGGCCUCUAGAAACGAAGCUGUGGAUAACAAUCGGAGCACUUUUCAUGUACACUGGAGUUGUUGUUUGGGUCAUAGAGCACCGUGUAAAUAAAGAAUUUCGUGGUCCCCCUCAUCAACAAAUUGGGCUAGUCUUCUGGUUUUCGUUCUCCACUCUUUUUUUCGCACAGAAGGAGAAGAUGGUAUGCAACUUAUCUAGAUUUGUAGUGAUGGUGUGGUUAUUUGUGGUUCUGGUGCUGACCUCCAGCUACACAGCAAGCUUCGCGUCCAUGUUAACCGUGCAAAAGCUCCAACCAACUGUUACGAAUAUAUAUGAACUCAUAGCAAGAGGAGAGAACGUAGGAUACCAAGAUGGUUCCUAUGUUAGAGAUAUGUUAAAGAGCAUGGGUUUUCCUAGUAGCAAGUUGAAGAAUUACUCAAGCUUUCAAGAGUAUGCGGAUGCCCUUUCAAAUGGAAGUAAAAACAAUGGGGUUGCUGCGAUCGUUGAUGAUGUCCCUUAUCUCAAGAUGUUGAUGGCGAAGAACUGUAACAAGUAUCUAAUGGUGGGUCCGACCUACAAGUCUGCAGGCUUUGGCUUUGCAUUUCCAAAAGAAUCGUGGCUGGUAGAUGACUUCUCAAGAGGAAUCUUGAAAGUGAUAGAAGGACAAAUGAGUGCCAUAUCAAACAAAUGGUUUGGAGAUGCAGCUCAUUGCCCCGACCAAAAUGCGGAUGUUCAAACCUUUGAUAAGCUAACAGUCGCUAGUUUCAAGGGUCUUUUUUGGAUCUCGGGUUUGUCAUCAACUUAUGCGCUUGUCGUCUCUGUGUUUAAGUUCUUGUAUGAAAAGAAGGAAAUACUAAUUUCACAAGAAUCAUUCUACCGGAAGAUGACCUCAAUAAUACAAAGCUUUGAUGAGGAGAAAGAUAGAAAGCCGUCUGAAACAGGAACAAUACAUCCACUGCCAAGUCCAGCAAUCAGUGUCGACCAAAUUUAAGUUAAUAUAUGUUGCAUUUUAAUUAGGGUUUCUCUUGUCUAGGCAUAUAGCUAGCGAGCAAGUAUAUAUUACAUUUUACGUUAUCUAAG